Molecule: messenger RNA, 4641 nt
Organism: Ostrea edulis (European flat oyster)
Lineage: Eukaryota; Metazoa; Mollusca; Bivalvia; Ostreida; Ostreidae
Product: activating transcription factor 7-interacting protein 1-like
Exons: 8
Coding region: 428-3532 (1034 amino acids)
Biological process (GO): DNA integration; regulation of DNA-templated transcription; DNA recombination
Cellular component (GO): transcription regulator complex; nucleus
Molecular function (GO): transcription coregulator activity; DNA binding; protein binding
Source: RefSeq, a predicted model, not a curated record
GGGGGUAACUCCUCUCACUCGGAGAUACUAGCUUCACCACAUUUAGUACCAAUAAAACUAUAAUGCAGUGUGAAUAGAUGCCAUUCUCUAUUUGACUUGAAUUUACGACUGCAUAUAUCUAGAAAUUAUUUAUCCGUAUAUAGAUUCAGUAGGCCUAUGGAAAGGCAUUUAUUAAGGAGUGACUGCAUGCAUUUUCAUUGGUUAGAUUGAGUAUUUGCAUAUUAUUCUACACGCAUGCGCCGCAUAACACGGAGGCCAUUUUGGAUUCUGUCGGUCGACAGCAUUCAAGAAAAUCCUGAAAAAAGAAAAUACCAGAAUAUAAAUAAAAUAUCAACAGAUGGGUUGUGUUGGCAUAGCAGAGGGAAGUGCUGGUGUUGCUGUCCAUUUUAAUUUGUAAAGUGUCCAGUAUACAAGAUUCAACAGAAAAAUGAAUAGCACUGCAACCUCGGAAGGAUGUGAUACAUCAUAUCUAAAUAUGAGUUCUAUAAAUGGACAGUGUGCAAUUGAGAAAAAGCAGCUGAACGGCCAAAAUAGUUCUGUUCACAGUGACCAAAUUGUGAUCAAAGAGUCACCCCCAUCCAGGAAAGAAGAUUAUACCAGUGACAUGGGCAUUUUUAACAGAAAAAAUGGACCUCCUUUUGAUGGGACUCCCAUUAAUCUGCUGGAUGAUAAAUCAUUUGUGAUCAACGAUAAAAUGAGAAGUUCAUUUAGGGAUAUCAUGAACAAAAUGUCAGAAAAUACUCCAACUCUUGGAAAUCUCCUAGCUAAAACAAAAUAUACAGGUUUGAAUACCAAGGAUACAAAAAGCACUAUCAAUUUACAUGCACCGCCUCCUUCCAUUGCUACCACAGCACCUUCUGUAUCAAGUGGAACUAAGUCUACAUCUGUUGGCAACCUAUUUGACAAAAUGCAGGAAAUGCAAAAUUCUUCAAGUUCUGUUGAAGAAAUGAAUGAGUGCAAAGCCAAAGCAAAAGUGGAAUCAGAGACAAAGGAUAAAUGUUUAGAAGUGAUAGAACUUGAUGACAGUACAGAAGAAAAUGAAACCAAAGACAAGGUCAACUGUGAUUUAUCAAUGCAGUCAAAUGAUCUCAAAGCAAAAUCAGACCAAAUGAAGUCUGAAGAAGAAAUGUUAGAAAUAGGCUCAGAGGAAGAGGAAGAGGAAAGGAAGAAACUAAAUGAGAAUGACAUUUUGGAAAAUGACAUGAGAUCAGAGGAGGAGAAUAAACUGUUGGCAUCAGAUGAGGACACUCAGCAAUCAGGAUUGUCUAUAGAAAGCCAUCAAUCUCAGGAAUCCACAAGUAAAGGGGAGGAAUCUCAGGACUCAGUGGACUGUGAUAAAAAAUCUGCAAGUGAUCAUGGAAAGGACAGUGAAUGUGUAUCAGAUAAAAUGGAUGUUGAUGAGGAGGAAGAGGAGAGUGGAAGUGAAAAUGAUGUGCAAGAGAAGAAAGAGAAAAAUGAAAUAAGUGAAGAUUCUGUUCAUAGUGAGGACAGUAAGUCAUCUGAGGACAGCAAAAGAUCCGAUUCUAAGGAUGUAAAGGAGGAAAAGGAAAAAAAUGAUAAGAAAAGACCAGCAACCUUCCAAGAAGGAUAUUUGUUUGAACCGAAGCGAUCCAGGCUGGAUAUGGUGAUUGGAAAACUGGGAUCACAGAUUGGAAUAGCUCCUGAAAGUCUGAAAGAUGAUGAAAUGUCUGACACUGAUACAGCAACUGAAUCCACCCCAACACCAACAGAAGAUACUGAGGAUGAAGAUGAAGAACGAAGUGUCCAAAGAAAGAAAAAGAAACCACCAGUUAGACUCUCAGAAAAGGCUUUGGAUAAAAUGGUAAAAACUAAAGUGCUAAACUACCUAAAAACUGAGAAAGAAGGAUUGGUAGCAGAACUUCGACAGAAGGUUGAGGAGUUGCAAGCAUCCAAUGACAUGUGGAAACAAAGAGCCAAGGAUCUUGAAAAGCAGAUACUAGAUGUUACAGUAUUGCAGCAGAAACAUGAAAAGCGCAAAGCCAAAACAGCGGCUCUUAGGCAAAUCACCACAAAGAAUGUGGGAGUUCAGGUUGAUUCUCAUAGGACGGCAACUUUAGUUCAAGUCCAACAGCAGGUGCAGCAGACAACUCCAGUUAAAUCUCCGGUAUCCAAACCUGUCAACAAAACUCCUACUACUACAUUUAUUCAAACUCAUGCCACCUCCAAACCAGGUCCAAUUCUCACCAUCUCAAAAACUACUUCAUCUUCCCCUCAGCUGGCUCCACCAAGGUCCACCCUCAAUCCAGUAACAAACAUUCCAAUUCUCAAGAAUCAGACCUCGACACAACCUCAGGAGGAGAUUCCGUCUGAAAAUCGAUUUGCAAAACCUGUCAUGGAAAAAGAAAUCAACGAUCUCGUGAAGAAUAGGAAAAACAAGAACACAAGACGGAGCACAGAUUGGGUGAGCAGAACCUGGCAAGAAUGGGUUAAAUCUCGUGGGAAUGUGCCUGAUCUUUUACAAAUGAGUAUUAUGGAACUGAACCACUAUCUGUCGUGCUUUGUAAUUGAGUGUCGACGCAAGGAUAAAUCUGAAUACCCACCCAAUACUCUCUAUCAGAUGUGUUGUGGAUUAUUGCGUUAUAUGCGCGAUCAUGAAGUAAUUGAUAAAAACUUUAUGGACCUUAAUGAUCACAGAUUUGCUGGAUUUCACAAAACAUUGGACGCUAGAAUGAAGGAUUUAACUUCGAGAGGAUUGGGAGUGCAAAAACAACAGUCGGAUCCUAUUACGGCGGACGACGAGGAAAACUUGUGGACCUGUAAUCAAUUAGGUGUGGCCACAUCUCAAAGUUUAUUCAACACUGUGUUCUACUACAAUUGUAAAAUCUUUGGAUUAAAGGGUUUGGACGAACAUCGUAAAUUAGAAUGUAACCAGUUUCGUUUGUCGAAAGAUAGUGGCGGAUCCUACAUUGAGUUUCAGGGAAGGUCUCGUAAGAAUUACCAGGGCGGAAUUAAACAACGCAAGAUAGAAGCAAAAUCACUGAAACACUACACUGAUCCUGGCAAGGAUAGGUCAUUAUUUGAUAUUUAUGAUCUUUAUUUGUCUUUGAUUGGAAAUGAGGGCCCAUUUUACAAGCGCCCACUUGAUGGGACCGUAUUAAGAUUUUCAGAGCAGCCAUUAGGUCUCAACAAACUUUCAACCAUAAUUAAAGAUAUGACCGAAAAGGCAGGGAUGCAGGGAAGAUAUACAAACCACUCAGCGAUAAGGAGUUGUGCUACUACUUUGUUUCAAAGCGGAGUGGACCAACAGUCAAUAAUGGCACGUACUGGACAUCAGAGCAACACUGUUCGUGCAUACAAAAGACCAUGCGAAUCGCAGGAGUGCCUUGUCAGUAAACUUCUUGAUUCGCCAUCAGAUGAAAUUGCCAUGUUGGAACCCUCCGUCAAAAAACCUACGAUCCCUAAGCCAAUCCAUGACGGGGAGUGUGCGGCAAAGGGAGUUCUUACAAACAGUAGUCAUAUACCUAUUAACAUUUCAAAUGGCAUAGUUAAUUUCUAUACUGUUGGAAAAUAGAAACUGUAGUAUUUGUUUAAGAACAUUACAAAUUAUAUAUUUUCUUUUUAAGUUAAUUUUGUUUGAAGUUGUGUAAAAAAUGCACUUAUUAAAAUUUGAAAUAUAUGUGUUUUGUUUCUAUUGUGUAAUUCUGAUGUUAGUACCGCCCAUGCGAUAACAAGGUGGGCGGAGAUCCUGUUGGUAAUAACCAGAUACAAUUCCUGAACAUCAAAAGAAAAUCACUGCAAAUAUGUGACAAAGCCUUUUACUUGAUAGUCAUAGGCAGGUUGAUCCUGACAAAAAAAAAAUUGACCCAAAUUUGUAGGUCAAAUGAGGUCACUCAGUUUUUUACCACUCAUACACCAACUGUGUGUGACGAAAAACAAACAAAAUAUUCUAUGAAUGAUUAUGAUCAAAAUUUAUAAAUAAUUAUGAUGAAAUAUGCAUACAUAUUGUAUCAAAUAACUACACAAUUAGCAUGAGUACAACUGAUAUUUAGAUUAGGAUUUGCAUAUUAUUAUUUUGUUGACUUGAGAACACAAAUGUAUAAAGAGCAAAUGAAAGCAAGAUUUUAUAACCUGCAAGAGAGCCUUCUCAUGAGUCUAUGUAGAGCUCAAUCCCCUGCUUUUAAUUAGGAUUCUAUGGUACCUAAACAUUAAAACUGUAAUGAAAUGCCAAACAAUAUACCUCUUCAUCUUAUAACUAAUUCUAUGAAGCAGAGUUUUAAAUCUAAGAAUUCAUAUAUAUUAUUUGAGAAAAUGCACAAACCAGCAUCUUUUUCUCGAAGUAACUUUAGAACAAAGUCACGCCCAAGAUUUGUGCAGCAAUAGCAUUGAAAUAUGUGUUAUCCAUCUUAUCUUAUGAAAGAAUUGUUGAUAUUUUUCCAUUGCAUUUCCUUGCAGAAUAUUGGCUUAGUGCAGAUCAUCUCCUAAAGUGAUAAUUGUGUAAUUAGGUCAUACUUGCAUCUGUAUAAGCACUGGUCUUAAUUUUUUGACACAUGUUAUAUUUGUGCCAAUUUAUAUUUGUACUUCAAAACUGUAAUGGUGCAUUCACGCAGACCAUAUUAGAUAUCUAAAAAAUUCCAUGGGCAAAACCCUCUAUUUUCUACAUAUUUGCAAUAAAAACGAAAA